Ruditapes philippinarum (Manila clam) is the source of this 6294-nucleotide messenger RNA. Its product is annotated as serine/arginine repetitive matrix protein 1-like. Lineage: Eukaryota; Metazoa; Mollusca; Bivalvia; Venerida; Veneridae. The transcript is spliced from 12 exons. Bases 18 to 5108 code for a protein of 1696 amino acids. The record is from RefSeq and is a predicted model, not a curated record. Gene Ontology annotation, molecular function: protein binding; nucleic acid binding.
CAGAUUCCUAUGCCAAGAUGCCAGCCCUGGAGACGUUUAUGGGUAUUGAUCCACACACUGCUAGAAAACAUCUGUAUUAUAGUUUACAGAUGAAGGAUAUAGCAGUUGCCGUGGUAACAUCUAUAUUGGAUACUGGAUUAGUUGUACAGUUAUUGUGUUUGGAUGAUGGCAAAAACAGAGACAUAGAUGAUCUUGGGAUAACUGCUUUUGUUCAUAGUGCAGAAAUACCCAAGAUGUUUCCAACACAGAACCCAGUGGAAGGGUAUCAAGUUAAGGAUUUUAUCAGAGGUGUUAUAAUAAAUGUGAACCCGGAAGCUGAGAGUGUUCUUAUGUCCCUGAUGGAUACAUCGCUAGGAGAUAUUGCUGGACCUAAACCAACACUUGGACUGAUACAGGAAGAAGACUUUCCAGUACAAUACAGGAGGAAGUUGCACAUCAGAGGGUUGACGUUUGAUGAGUUAGUCAAUUCCAUCAUUGGCUUCACUAACCCAGGAAACGUCCGAUUCUUGUUGGAGACGUUGGGUCAGAAAGAAGAAGUGUCCAUGAUGAGGGGCCUGUACCGGUUGAAGAUUUCAGAGAAAGAUUAUGCUGAAAGUUUGAGAAAAUCACAGUCACAAAAAUGGGCUUACCAAUGUGUUGCACAAGGAAUUCACGACUUUAAGGCAAAUAGACAGACUGAGGCCAUGCAGUCUUUCAACAAGGCAUUACAGAUAGAUACAACGAAUGUAGAAGCUUUAGUUGCCAGGGGAGCAUUGUAUGCCAACAAUGAGAGUUACACAAGGGCCUUGGUAGAUUUUGAAGAGGCUCUGCGAAUUAACUCGAAGCAUCCAAAUGCUAUAAAAUACAUGCAUGAGACACUCCUCGCUAAGGGAAAAUGCCAUGAGGAUGACAAACAAUUUUCUGAUGCUAAAGUUUGUUACCAGCGUGCAGUGGAAAUAAUGCCUAACUCUGAUGAAGCCAAGGAAUAUCUCAGAUAUAUAGAAUACAAAGAGGAGCGUGAAGCCGGAAGAAGUACGAAGGUAAAGAAGGAACGAACACCAUCACCCGUACCAUAUAAAGAUACCACUGAAACACUGAAAAAACUUAUUAAAGAAGAGAAAAAAGUUUCCAGGUCGAGAAAAAAGGAUCCUUCAGAGGAGCAUCCUGGGAAGAAAAGGUCGGCAUCACCUAGGAGACGUCGUCGUAGAUCAUCCUCUAGUUCUUCUAGCAGUUCUUCAUCUAGUUCAUCAGAGUCAUCAAGGUCACGACACGGUGAUAAGUCACGAGGUCAGAGGUCACAAGUAAAAAGGGAACCUAAGUCUGCUUCUAAAAAAGAAAAAGAUGAGAGUCUGUAUGCAAAGUCAAAAUCACAGGAGUCUGUUACAAAGUCAAAAGAAGAAUAUGAUGACCGCAGAGGAAAGAAGUCGCCAAAAAAUUCACGCUCCAGAGAAGAUGAUUUUCUUUACGGGGAAGAUCAGUCAAGAGAUAUCAAACAAGAAUCCAAGUCAAGCUUUUACAGUUUCAGCAGAAGUAAUGAGAAAAUCCCAGGAUUAGGAGAGAGUCCUCCACGGCAGGAAGAAAUGGAAAGACAGCCGGUAGAUAUCGCAUCAUCAUCGAGACAUUCGGCUGAGAAAACCAAGCAGGAUAGUAAGGAAUCAAGGUAUGCGGUGGAAGAAAGGUCAAGUAUGAGGUUGUACGAGGGAAAUAUGCCAAGUAGACGAAGUAGAGAUGAAAGAUCACCGUCAUUGGGCCGGGAGCUCACCUACAAACCUCCAGAAAAUGAGAGAGGAGAUUAUAACAGAAAUACUGAAAAAGACAACAGGAGGAGGUAUGACGAAGAGAAAAGCCAGAGCUUAAGAGAUGAUGAAUUUUUGUACGGAACAAGUGAAAGUUAUGAACACAGAGAUAGAAGACGAGAUGAUUAUCUAAAAUAUGAUUCAAACAAAAGUAGAUCAACUGGGAGAGACGUUAUGGUUGGAAAUAAAGGACAUCCAGCUAUAACAGGGGGUCGGGAUAGUGUCACUCCAACCAAAGAUGAAGUGAGUGAUAGACUGGGCUUAGAAGACAUCUCGUCUCCGGAAGAUGUUGGUCAACAUGGUGCUGAUUAUCGAUACAGAGCAUAUGGUAGACAAGAUGACUUUCAGUAUAGAAAAUAUAGCAAGCAAGGUGAUAAUAGGUACAGAGACUCUAGUAUGGAUAGACGAAACGAUGAUCAUAUAUAUAGGGAUCAAAGGAGGCAUUCACCAGAAAGAAAUAGAUCACCUAGAAAUCAUUCACCUAGGUAUGAGUCUCCAAGAAGACACGAUCCUUCACAAAGAAGGGACUCUGGUAGAUUUACAUCACCCCCUGACCAUACUCCCCAAUAUAGACAUGGUUCACCUCCAAGACAAGGUUCAUCUCAUAGAAGAACUAUAUCUCCAAGGCGGCCAUCUCCUAGGCAGCAGGAAGACCAAUAUAGAGGGUCAUAUAACUCAGAAUGGCCUAAAAGACAAGGUCAGGAAGAAGAAUUCGAAGAAAGGCGAAUCAUAUCUAUGUCAAAGAAGGACAAGAAUCAACCUGGAAAGAGCUAUAACUUUGAACAAAAUGAAUAUAGAAGGAGGUCACCGCCCAGAGAUAGUGAUGCAAGACGGACAGAUGAACUUAAUGACAGUCAAGAAAGAAGAAGUAUUAUGAUUGGAAAGGGGAAUAAACAAGAUAGGAGAGGAUCACCAUUACCAGAAAACUAUAUGGAAUAUGACAGAAAGGAAAGUUCUGCUAUAAAAGACAAUAAGUGGAAGAAAAGUUUCAAAGAUGCAAGGUCAAGAUCACGUUCACCAGAAGGCAGACAGAGUCGAGAGCAACUGUAUAAAUACAAGUCUAAGGAAGAUUACUAUGAACAGAAACCGAGCGAAAGCAGUGAAAGAAGGGAAAUUAUUAUAAGGAAAAAAAUAGCUGGAUCAAGAAGUAGAUCAAGGUCACCUUCAUUAAGACAGAAACGUUAUGAUAGCCGCAGGAGUAAGUCAGGGUCACCUCUUGGGCAAAGAAAAGAUGAUAACCGUAGAAGUAGGUCAAGGUCGCCAUCUUCAAGACAAAUACAAGAUAAAAGACGCAGAAGUAGCUCAAGGUCACCUUCCAGAAAAAAACGUUAUGAUAGCCAAAGAAGUAGGUCACGGUCACUGUCCAGACCAAAACGUUAUGAUAGACAUAGAAGUAGGUCAAGAUCACUUUCGAGACAAAAACAUGACGAUAGCCGCAGAAGUAGAUCAAGUAGUAGGGAAGAAACAUAUGAGAGAGUUAUUGCAGUGAAACCAAAAAAAAUAGAUGGUCAAGGAAAGGACGCAACAUUGGACAGAAAUCCCUCUAGAGAUUAUGAGAGGAGAAGCACUGAAAGGUCAAAUGGUGAUCAGUCAAAGCUGUCAACUGAUAUUUUUGCUGAUUUACCUCCACCAAGAGCCAGUAAAGAUAAGCAAAUGAUUUCCACUUACGUGCCAAGAGCAGUAAAAUUGAAGCAGCAACAUCCCAUUGGUAUUAAUCCAGAGAGUAAACCUCCAGUAAUUGAGCAGAAGGUAGAAAUGGUAAACAUGGAAACGAGAAAUAUACAUGUUAAAACCGUAGGAGAUCUGCCCAGUAAGAAUGCUAAUUUAGAUAAUGACCCAAGGUUUAAAUUUAGACCAAAAACUCCUGAAAAUAAAAGGAAAUCAUCAAGAUAUAAGUCAAGGUCCAGAUCUCGAUCUAGAUCUGCAGACAAGUAUAGGAAGAGUAGGAGGUCAAGAAGCCGUUCAUAUUCUCCGAAAUCCAAAUCUCGAUCACGCAGGUCUCGAUCACGUGCAACACGAUCUAGGUCCAGGUCACGAGACAAGUACAGGAGUAAAAAGGAUCAUUACAAACAACAUAAAAGAUCAUAUAGUUCUUCAAGUUCAAGGUCACGUUCUAGGUCUAGAGGAAAAUCUUCUAGUGCAAAGAAGACCAGAAAGGGUUCCUCACCUGGAAGAAAAAUUGUUGCCAGUGACCUUCCUAAGGUCAGCAGUCGAUGGGAUAGUCCAGAAGAAAAGAAAAGUCGUUGGGGCACUUCAGAGACUGGACCUAAAUUGUUACCAGAGUCACAAGUGAGUCAGGCACAGGAGAAAAUGGCAAACAUGUUAGCGGCACAUCUGAUCUCAAAGUCUCCUCCACCUCAUCGAAGAAUGAAACCCGAAGAAAAAGCUGCCCUGGCAAAGAAGUGGAAAGAGUUGAGUGUAUCUCCAUUACCCGAAGACGAAGUUGAAGAUGAAGUUUCCAGUAUAAUACGGGCAAGAGCUGCUAAUGUUGAGAAGAAAAUAUUUACAGAGGAAAAAAAUAAAGCAAAUGAAAAAAAUAAAGAAAAACCUUCUAAAGAAUCUAAAACUGAAGGUAAGGUCUCAGUAAACAUUCAGAAAAUUAUGAAAAUGAAGGGUUUACGGUCAAAAUGGGAUACUGAUAGUGGCAGUGAAACUGAAGGUAAAAAAUCAAGAUCAAGGUCCCGUGAGAGAAGUUCAAAAUCAAAAAAGGAUAGUCAUGGUAAGAGAGAUGGGUCAAGUUCAAGUGAUAGAGGCAAGAGUAAAUCAGAAAAGAAGAAGAAAAAGGACAGAUCUAGAAGCAAAGAGAGGAAACAAAGUAGCAACAAGAAGCACAAGUCUCGUAGUAAAAGCAAGGAAAGAAGUUCUAGACGAUCAAGGAGUAAAAGCAAGGACAGAAAGUUGAGUAAAGACAGGAAAGAUAGGUCAAGGAGCAGAGAAAGAAAAACAAGCGAAAGUGAUCGAAGAAAGAGUAGUGGGAAAAGUUUGCCAGAUGUUGUUCAAAGUGCUAAAAAGGAUCCAGAUGAGAAAAGAGUUUUCUGGUUUCAUCGUGACGAAAUUGAGGCAAAUAAAAACAAGUUGAAGAAAAGGUCACGGUCUAGGUCACCCAAAUCAAAGAAGCCUCAGGUAAAAGCAAGAGGAAUGUUGUUCAAGCCCACCUUUAAAUCAAAAUGGUCAAGUGACUCAGACUCUUCAGAUGAAAAACAUAAAGAAAAGUCAAAAACUGAGGAGAAGGGAUCAACUCUCGUACCAAAAGACUCGCUUACACAGCUAGAAGAAUUUUACAACAAAUUAAAAAUGGAAAAGCAAAGGAAAGAGUCAGGUGACAAAAAGUGAUGAAUUAGCAAAAAAAUGUUGACGAUUUUUUUUUCUUGUUUAUUUUCAACCAGAAUCAGUGGUUAGCACAUGUUACAUUGGGAAUUUAGAUUGUUAAUAAGCACAUGCCGUUAAAUAGUCAUAUUUUUGUACAGGCUAUGAAAUUGUGAGGUUAUUCAAUGAGAUGAAUAAGAGAAAACCAUGUAAAUAUUAAAGGUAACAUCAGAAGAUAACCUUGUGAAUUGAAUUUAGAGUGUUAGAUUGAAUUGAGAAUUAGGGUUAGAGAAGAAGAAAUUGUGAAUUGAGGUUGGAGCAUCACAAUAAGUUGUGAUUGCUAUUAGACCAUGAGAUAACAUUGUGAAUAAAGUUCAGACUGCGAGAAAAUUGUGAAUUAAGGUUAGUAGCAUCAGAUCACAUUGUAAAUUGAGGUUUUAGCAUCACAGUAAGUUGUGAUUGAAAAUAGCCAAUGAGAUAACAUUGUGAAUAAAGUUCAGACUGCGAGAAAAUUGUGAAUUAAGGUUAGUAGCAUCAGAUCACAUUGUAAAUUGAGGUUUUAGCAUCACAGUAAGUUGUGAUUGAAAAUAGCCAAUGAGAUAACAUUGUGAAUAAAGUUCAGACUGCGAGAAAAUUGUGAAUUAAGGUUAGUAGCAUCAGAUCACAUUGUAAAUUGAGGUUUUAGCAUCACAGUAAGUUGUGAUUGAAAAUAGCCAAUGAGAUAACAUUGGAAUAAAGUUACAGACAACAAGAAAAUUGUGAAUUAAGGUUAGUAGCAUCAGAUCACAUUGUAAAUUGAGGUUUUAGCAUCACAGUAAGUUGUGAUUGAAAAUAGCCAAUGAGAUAACAUUGUGAAUAAAGUUCAGUCUGCAAGAAAAUUGUGAAUUAAGGUUAGACCUUGGCAUUAGAUUGCAAUGUGAAGGUAACAUUCUGAACUGAGGGAAGUUCGGGAUAUGACAUCGUGAAAUUAGGUCAGAGCAUAAGAUAAUGUUGUAAAUAAGUUUAGAGUAUAAGAAUGUUGUAAAUAAGGUUAGAGUAUUAGGUUUCAUUGUGAAUUGAUGUAUAAGCAUUCAAUAACUUUGUAAGUUAAGGUUAGGCCGUAAGAAAAUAUUGUUUAUUGAGGCAAAGCCAUGAGAUAACAUGUCAUUUCAAGUAAGGACAUAAGAUUACAUAGCCAGUUGGGAUUAUGGCAUUGAGAUUGGCAGGAUAUAGA